AUGUCAACAUUCAAGAGCGACAGCUUGGAAGAACUCGACCUCAGUUCAAAUAAAAUAACGAAUGUGGAGUUCGAUAGAUGGGAAACACCCAAACUGAGGAUCCUCUCGCUCCAACAAUGUGCAGUGGAAUCAGUUCGAAUCUUCAAGAGUGACAGUCUCGAAGAACUCGAGGAACUCUUCCUCAAUGGGAAUAUAAUCUGGAAUGUGGAGUUUGACAUGAGGAUAAUUCCCAAAUUGAGAAAUCUUCAGCUCUCUAGUAAUGAUUUGACCUCAGACCCAGCCGUCAAAAGCGACAGUCUGGAAGAACUCAACCUCAAUUCUAAUAAAAUCAGGAUUGUGGAGUUCAAUAGAUGGGAAACACCCAAAUUAAGGAAACUCUGGCUCAGAGGAAAUGCGUUGACCUCACUUCAAGACUUCAAGAGCGAUAGCCUGGAAGAACUCGACCUCGGAAUAAAUAAAAUCACGAAAGUGGAGUUCGACAAAUGGGCAACUCCCAAAUUGAGGAUACUCAUUCUUGACCACAAUUCCUUGACCUCACUUCCAGCCUUCAAUAGCGACAGAUUGUCUGAAGGACUUCCUGUUUCCAAGUCAAAGGAAGGUAAUGUUGCUUACCGUCUAGUACUUCCGUAA
Darwinula stevensoni is the source of this 630-nucleotide messenger RNA. The record is from the annotation of a GenBank genome assembly. NCBI's taxonomy places the organism in Eukaryota, Metazoa, Arthropoda, Ostracoda, Podocopida, Darwinulidae.